AAUUUUCCAUGAACAAUCCGAAAGUCAUCUCUUCUUCUCUUUGCUUCCUCCCUUUAUUAUUAUUACUCCAAAUCGCAGCAAGCACUGAUGCAUGUACAAACGGCGCCGUUUGCGGCCGAAACGAGCCAACCAUCCGGUUUCCUUUUCGGAUCAAGAACCGCCAACCUGAAUCUUGCGGAUACCGACCCGGUUUCGAUCUAUCUUGCGACGCCGUGAAUCAAACGACAAUAAAUCUUCCAUAUUCAGGAAAGUUCACAGUCAGAGGCGUAGAUUAUGCAACGCAAGAAAUCUGGGUCAGCGACCCGGAAAACUGCUUACCUAAACGGAUUCUCUCUCUGAAUCUAUCGGGUUCGCCGUUCAAAGGAGUUUACUAUCAAGAUUUUACGUUCUUUAGUUGCUCAGCCGAUUACUUGAGGUAUGGGCUGAAUCCGAUAGCGUGUCUCAGUGACCGAAACGACACAGUUUUUGCUACGUCGUCUUCGGUGGUUAUAAGUUCGCUGGCGAAGUCCUGCCGGGUGGUGAAAACCGUAAGUGUCCCGGUCGAGUGGCCGUUUUACGAGCAGGUGCCGUCGUCGGACCUCGGCGGCGAUCUGCGGCUCGAGUGGAGGCGGCCAAGGUGCGGCAAGUGCGAGUCGAGAGGUGGGCGGUGUGGGUUCACGAGCAAUUCUAGCCGGGAGAUUGUUUGCUUCAAUGUUCAUCAACAUGGACUUCCGAGGAGCGCAAGGUACGCGGUGACGAUCGGCGCCGGCGUGCCGGCAGUGUUGUGUAUGUUAGGCCUGAUAUGCUUUAUUUCCGGCAAGGUGAAGUCGUACGCGGGGAGGGGUAACAGGGUCAGAGAAUUUGAAUUCGGCAGCUCAAUCGCACCCGAACCCGUAAUAAUAACGGGUCUGGAUGGUCCGACAAUUGAGUCGUAUCCGAAAAUUGAGCUGGGAGAGAGCAAGAGGCUGCCGAAGCCAGAUGAUAAUACCUGCGCUAUUUGCUUGUGCGAGUACAAGGCUAAGGAGACGCUGAAGACAAUACCCAAUUGUCACCAUUCUUUCCAUGCUGAUUGCAUUGAUGAGUGGCUGAGAUUGAAUGCUUCUUGCCCAAUUUGCCGUAAUUCUCCACCCCCACUUGAAUCUCAACCUUGUUGACUCACGUUUUUGAUUCCUCAUUUUGUAUAUAAAUUUUUUUGUAAUGUUAAUUUUGGCUAUGGUUUUUUGGUA
Molecule: messenger RNA, 1205 nt
Organism: Carica papaya (papaya)
Lineage: Eukaryota; Viridiplantae; Streptophyta; Magnoliopsida; Brassicales; Caricaceae
Product: RING/U-box superfamily protein
Molecular function (GO): polysaccharide binding
Source: RefSeq, a predicted model, not a curated record